AUGAUACAAUCGCUCGACGUCCCUGUCGUGUCGCUUGCCGUCCCAAACAUUCACAAAUUGAACGACAUUACUAGCGAUGACUUGUCUUGCAUGUGGACUGUUUUUACGAAAUGCAAAGACAAUCUCGAGAACGGGAGACGCCUGGAGAACUUAAGCUGGCGAUUGUGGUAUCGCGAGUCUCUCAUUGAGAAAGCCAAAGAGCAGCAUGUGCGUACGCCCAUUCCCAUUCAGCACAGUAAUGCAGCAGAGGAGGACUACUUUACCUACGCGUCGUCAACCUCAACAUCGUCUACAUGUUCCAUACCACAAACACCACGGUCUUUGAAGCAUGUUUCACCAUCCUCUUUCAAGCGAAUGAUCUCGUCACUCAAUACACCCAUUGAGCCAUAUCCUCUGCCCACCGUUUCCCAAUCGAACCAUAAAUCGAACACCAUCACCGCUGCCCCAGCAACGACACUUGUGGAACGUGCAUCUAAAAACGACGCCAUCGUACCACCGCCAUCUCCACCUCCAAGUGCAACAUCUCAACAUCAACAUCAUCAACUUUUACCCAACAACCACCACCACCAUCAACAGCAACAACAACAAGCAAAACCCCCGCAUACGCAUACUAGCAAAUUCUAUCUUUCAGAUGAAGAAGAAGAUGAAGAUGAAGAAGAGGAUACUGUUCACGAUGUCCAUGAUGGUGCAGACGAUGAUGGCUUUUGGAGUACAGUAAGAUCGAAUGAUACCGAUUUUAUUUUAAACGACACUUGUAAGAAGCCCGCUGUCUCAACAAUACCACCAGCCAAGGAGAAUCCAUCGACUGAAACCAACAAAACCAGUUCCUCCACAUUACCUAAGAAUCCUUUUCAAAAGCGAAUUCCGCCAAAAAUAGCCGAUCAUCCACCACAGCAAUCCUUACUUACAACUAUGCUCGUUUCCAAAUCUACCACACCAAUGGUGAGGCCCCGCCGUAUUAUUCAUUCUUCUCGACGUGGCAACAAAUAUCAACCUUGUCCACCAUUCACAAACGACAUGGAUCUCUCACAAAGCCUAAGGUAUUGCGUGGAUUGGGAACAGCGACAAAACAAUACUUGUACUGCUGGUGGUAGUGGUCUGGAUUCAAGAGUCGCCGAUGAUCAUCCAUCCAUUUUAACUUCAAGCUAUUGGGAAAGUUUCCAAGGAUGGUAA
Lichtheimia ornata is the source of this 1173-nucleotide messenger RNA. RefSeq lists its product as uncharacterized. The record is from RefSeq and is a predicted model, not a curated record. The coding region runs from base 1 to 1173 and encodes 390 amino acids. Gene Ontology annotation, cellular component: cytoplasm. The transcript has 2 exons. Gene Ontology annotation, biological process: negative regulation of transcription by RNA polymerase II; regulation of nitrogen utilization; mitochondria-nucleus signaling pathway. NCBI's taxonomy places the organism in Eukaryota, Fungi, Mucoromycota, Mucoromycetes, Mucorales, Lichtheimiaceae.